CCGGGCGAGCCGGAACUCGGGGUGCGGGCGGAGCUGGAGAGGGGUCGCAGUCCGGCGGGGAGCCGACCCUGGACGCGUCCAACGGGUGGGGGACGGCCGAGCUCGGGACGUCAGAGCGGAGGUGGAGGAGUGAAGUCGGGGCUGAGUGGGCGGCGGAGCCGGCGCUGAGACAUGGCCACUUACAACCCCGAGGGACACAUGCAACUGCCCAGAGCUGAUGCCAUUCGUUCUCGUCUCAUUGAUACCUUCUCUCUCAUCGAGCAUCUGCAAGGCUUGAGCCAGGCUGUGCCACGGCACACAAUCCGGGAGAUACUUGAUCCUUCCCAUCAGAAGAAACUUAUGUUAGGAGAUCAACACCAGCUUGUGCGCUUCUCCAUAAAGCCUCGUCACGUAGAACGGAUUACAUAUGGUCGAAGACUGAUGAGCAGGCUUGCAGUGCGCUACAGUUGGAGGCCACCUCUUUCUUUGUGGGCUGGAUGGGUCCUUGAGUGUCCUCUCUUCACAAACUUCAUCAUAUUCCUCAUAUUUCUGAAUACAAUUGUACUGAUGGUGGAAAUAGAAUUGCUUGAGUCCUCAAAUACCAAACUGUGGCCACUGAAGCUGACUCUGGAGGUGGCAGCUUGGUUCAUCUUACUUGUUUUCAUCUUGGAGAUCUUUCUUAUGUGGCUAUCCAGCUUUUCCCUCUUCUGGAAGAAUUCCUGGAAUGUCUUUGAUUUUGUUGUUACCAUAUUGUCCCUGCUUCCUGAGAUUGUGGUGCUGACAGGGGUAGCAGGCCAGUCUGUAUGGCUCCAGUUGCUGAGGAUUUGCCGGGUUCUAAGGUCUCUCAAACUCUUUACACGAUUCCGUCAAGUUCGAGUCAUUAUUUUGGCCCUGGUCAGGGCCCUUAAGAGCAUGACGUUCCUUCUGUUGUUGCUGAUCAUCUUCUUCUACAUUUUUGCUGUGGCCGGUGUCUACUUCUUCGAGGAUUAUACCCGUUCAACUCGCCAGGACCUGGAGUACCAAGAAUUCUUCUCGGAUCUCUUGAAUUCCCUAGUGACAGUGUUCAUUCUCUUCACCCUGGAUCAUUGGUAUGCACUGCUUCAGGACACAUGGAAGGUGCCUGAAGUCAGCCGAACCUUCAGCAGCAUCUAUGUCAUCCUUUCGUUGUUACUUGGUUCCAUUGUCUUUCGAAAUAUCAUAGUAGCAAUGAUGGUUACUAACUUUCAGACUAUCAGGAACGAGCUGAAUGAAGAGAUGACACAUCUGGAAGUUCAGCACAAAGCCGGCAUAUUCAAGCGGCAGAUUAUCCAGAGGAGACAAAACCUGUCCCCUGAUGCACUGAGGUCAAGCAAUAGCAAAAUGGAAAUCAGAGAUACCAGUCAACAAGUGAAAUCUUUGGGCUUAUCAGAAGAAGGUCUUAAAGAAGAGUCUGAAAGCAGUUCCUCUGAAGAAGAUUCAAGAGCAUCUGAGUCAAAAAAAGAGUUCUCGUCAAAAAAAGAAGAGUCUCCCUUCUCCUCCUCCUCUUCCUCUUCCUCCUCUUCCUCCUCCUCAUCUGCUUCCUCCCAACCUUCGCCUUCCCUCUUUUCCCCUUCUUCUGAAUCCAGAAAUUUUGACUCUAUUGGUGAAUUGGACUGGGAGACCCAUGUGCACCAGAAUCUGCCUGGGCUGAUGGACAUGGAUCAGGAUGAAUGCAUUGUUUGGCCUAGAGAUUCACUCUUCCGGUAUUUUGAGUUGCUAGAAAAGCUUCAGUAUAACCUAGAGGAGCGUAAGCGGUUACAAGAGUUUGCAGUGCAAGCACUGAUGAACUUUGAAGACAAGUAAAGCCAAUGAUGGAUGGCUUCGAUAUCUCUGGCACCAGAUAUUGAAGGGAAUAGUUUGAAAUAGAGAAUUCAAAGUAUAAAUGUUUAAUAAAUACUGCUGGUAAUUGC
Eptesicus fuscus (big brown bat) is the source of this 1907-nucleotide messenger RNA. RefSeq names its product cation channel sperm associated 2 (gene CATSPER2). The coding region runs from base 172 to 1800 and encodes 542 amino acids. The record is from RefSeq and is a predicted model, not a curated record. The transcript has 13 exons. Gene Ontology annotation, cellular component: membrane; CatSper complex. Gene Ontology annotation, molecular function: calcium-activated cation channel activity. Gene Ontology annotation, biological process: transmembrane transport; fertilization; sperm capacitation. NCBI's taxonomy places the organism in Eukaryota, Metazoa, Chordata, Mammalia, Chiroptera, Vespertilionidae.